AUGAGCAAACCCACGAAUUCAAACGUAUGUCAAGGUGUAGAUGCGGUCGUGUAUGUGAUGACCAUGAUGACAAAGGGGGCUACGGAACGAAGGAAAGCUUUGAGAAACGUCGUUUUCAAUAAGGUAGCCAGAGUUUUCUUGUCAUGAUUUGAUCAUUCCAGACCAAUCUCCCUUCCAAUUACACCGUUCUCCAUCGUUAUGUCGUUGGCAGAUAUCCAGUUGAAAGGGAAUAUCAGAAGCGCAUAAUAGAGGAGAUAACCGAAUUCGAUGACAUUAUCAUGUACAAUAUCGAGGAGAAUUAUCGUAAAAAUUACAUAAAAUGGCAUACUAUGCAUGCUUGGCACAUGAGACAUUGCCCUCAGGUCAAAUACUUUACCAAAAUGGAUGAUGACGUCAUAAUUUAUUUGAAAAGACUGUUUCAAUGGGUGGAUAUAAGGUUUGGCGAGAUAACAAAGGGAAACAACAAGUAUAUUGUGUGCAAAGUAAUGUCAGCAGCUGAUGUUUUAAGAGAUUCCAACCACAAAUCGUAGGUUCUUAUCACGUUUGCAGGGAGAUAACAGAUUUCUAUCUUUCGAACAAUUCAAUGAACCCACAUAUCCCGAAUAUUGUGAUGGCCCGGUGGUUUUUACGACGAAUGAAACGAUUGCUGACCUUGUUCAAGCCUAUGGCAACAUGACUUAUCUCUCGAUUGAUGAUGUGUAUUACACUGGGGUAGUACGACAAAAGGCCGAAAUUGAAAUGGUUAAUUUUGAAGGAUUUGACGGGAGAGGGAGAAGAUGUUCGGCUCUUAAAUUACCCUAUUUCACCUCGAGACAUGGCAAAGAAACUGUGGAGAAGAUGAUUAGGACGUUGGAGACCAUGAAGAAAGUCAAAUGCUGA
Molecule: messenger RNA, 879 nt
Organism: Bursaphelenchus xylophilus (pine wood nematode)
Lineage: Eukaryota; Metazoa; Nematoda; Chromadorea; Rhabditida; Aphelenchoididae
Source: the annotation of a GenBank genome assembly